Messenger RNA from Arabidopsis lyrata subsp. lyrata, 2406 nucleotides. RefSeq names its product peroxisome biogenesis protein 1. Gene Ontology annotation, cellular component: peroxisomal membrane; peroxisome; cytosol. Gene Ontology annotation, molecular function: ATP hydrolysis activity; ATP binding. Gene Ontology annotation, biological process: protein import into peroxisome matrix. The record is from RefSeq and is a predicted model, not a curated record. NCBI's taxonomy places the organism in Eukaryota, Viridiplantae, Streptophyta, Magnoliopsida, Brassicales, Brassicaceae.
AUGUAUGUAUACAUCGUUUCUCUUUUUGUUACAUCCCAAAACGAGGCUAGCAAUCAGACAAAAAAGAUAAGCUUAGGAAAUCGUACCUGUUUCGCAAUCGGCCAAAUCAUCCUCUCCGACGUGAUGGAAACAGAAGCGGUGGUUAGUACCAUCGCCGGCGUCGACUGUUUCAUUUCACUCCCUCGUCAAUUACUACACGCGCUUCAAUCCACUAGCUCCUCUCCUCCUCCGCUUCUCCCUGUCGAGCUCCGCUCCGGUGACCGCCGUUGGUCAGUUGCUUGGUCCGGCUCUAGUUCCUCCUCUUCUGCGAUCGAGGUCGCUCGAGUGUUUGCGGAAAGCAUUUCGUUACAGGUUAAAGUUCGUGUUAAAGUUCGUGUUCUUCCUAAUGUGCCCAAGGCUACUUUAGUAACAGUCGAACCAGAGACUGAAGAUGACUGGGAAGUUCUUGAGCUCAAUGCAGAACUUGCCGAGGCAGCUAUACUUAGUCAGGUGAGGAUACUACAUGAGACCAUGAAAUUCCCUUUGUGGUUGCAUGACCGAACUGUGAUAAGGUUUGCAGUGGUUUCAACAUUUCCAUCAAAAGGGGUGGGUAAGACCAUCUUUAAUCCGAUUUUAGUAUCCUGUUCUACGCUUGCCUUGGAGAAGGUUCAACACAUCCAUCAAGUCCUUUCUAGUGUAAUAGCUGAGGGCUUGGAACAUGCACCAUCCGUCAUCAUUUUGGAUGAUCUCGAUAGCAUUAUCUCAUCGUCUUCAGAUACCGAAGGAACACAAGCUUCGGUUGGGGUUACGAUGCUUACAAAAUUCCUAACAGAUGUUAUAGAUGAUUAUGGGGAAUACAAGAAUAACUCUUGUGGAAUUGGCCCACUUGCAUUCGUUGCUUCUGUCCAGUCUCUAGAGCAAAUUCCACAGACAUUGAGCUCAUCAGGACGGUUUGAUUUCCAUGUGCAACUGGCUGCUCCUGCUACCUCGGAACGUGGGGCCAUACUGAAGCAUGAGAUACAGAAACGCCUUUUAGACUGUUCAGAAGACAUAUUGCUUGACUUAGCUGCUAAAUGUGAAGGAUAUGAUGCAUAUGACCUGGAAAUAUUGGUUGAUAGAGCUGUUCAUGCUGCCAUUGGCCGGCAUCUACCUUGUGAAUCAAAUAUAUCCAAAUAUAAUUUGGUCAAAGAAGACUUUACUCGAGCUAUGCAUGAUUUUGUGCCUGUUGCCAUGCGUGACAUCACAAAAUCCGCCUCUGAAGGUGGUCGUUUGGGGUGGGAAGAUGUGGGAGGUGUGACUGAUAUUAAAAAUGCUAUCAAAGAGAUGAUUGAGCUGCCAUCAAAAUUUCCAAAAAUCUUUGCAAAAUCUCCUUUGCGUUUGAGAUCGAAUGUUCUCUUGUAUGGCCCACCCGGUUGUGGGAAGACUCACAUUGUUGGUGCAGCUGCUGCAGCGUGUUCCCUACGGUUUAUAUCAGUGAAGGGGCCUGAGUUGUUAAACAAAUACAUUGGUGCAUCUGAACAAGCGGUCCGUGAUAUAUUUUCAAAAGCAGCAGCUGCAGCACCAUGCAUACUCUUUUUCGAUGAAUUCGAUUCAAUUGCUCCCAAGAGAGGACAUGAUAAUACCGGUGUAACUGAUCGAGUUGUUAAUCAAUUUUUGACAGAACUGGAUGGAGUUGAAGUUCUAACCGGUGUCUUUGUAUUUGCUGCAACCAGUAGACCAGAUCUACUUGAUCCUGCACUCCUAAGGCCUGGCCGGCUUGAUCGUCUUCUUAUGUGCGACUUUCCUUCCCCACCAGAACGAUUAGAGAUUCUUACAGUUCUUUCUAGAAAGCUUCCAAUGGCUGAUGAUAUUGACUUAGAGCCUAUAGCUUUGAUGACUGAAGGCUUCAGUGGAGCUGAUCUUCAAGCUCUUCUCUCAGAUGCGCAACUUGCAGCUGUACACGAGUAUCUGAACAGAGAAGAUAAACCUGAGACUGGAACUACGCCAAUAAUAACCGAUCCUCUUUUGAAGUCGAUCGCUUCUAAAACUAAACCAUCAGUCUCCGAAACCGAGAAACAAAAGCUCUAUGACAUAUAUAGCCAGUUUCUGGAUUCAAGAAAAUCGUCAAGAGAAGCAAAGGGCAAAAGGGCAACCUUAGCAUAAUCAAAGGUAUUACAAAGACAAAAAAGAAUGGUUACAUUGUAGAAAUCACAUGAAGAUGUAAAAUUUGCUUUAUGCUGAGUGUUAGCAUUAUAGUUAAAAAGUAAAAAAAAUGGUUGAGGUUUGGAAUAAAGAUAGUUAGUGAGCCAUAUGGUAAGUUCUACAAAAUUCAAACGACUAUAAACACCUCUACAGUAAUAAGAUUCAUAAAUUUGUUUUAGUAGUUUUGGAAUUUUAGAAGCUGUAAUAUUUUUAUAAAAACAAGAUAUGAAGAUUGUAUUCAAGUUC